GCUCGCUUUGAUAUUAAGUGAAGAAAAUGUUCAAACCAACGCAAACUAUUUUUCUGAGUGAAGCCAAGAUUAUGUGUUAAAUUUGCUCCAUUUUGGUGUCACCUAUUUUAAAGUGUAUUUUAUUUUAUUUUUUAGUGCAACGACCCCGAUCUCUCCGUUUUGGCACCUAGAAUGACAACCUUUCGUACAUGCAGUUAUAGAUUUAAAUUCGGGCUUAUUAUUCAGUGCAACGACCCCGAUCUCUCCGUUUUGGCACCUAGAAUGACAACCUUUCGUACAUGCAGUUAUAGAUUUAAAUUCGGGCUUAUUAUUCAGUGCAACGACCCCGAUCUCUCCGUUUUGGCACCUAGAAUGACAACCUUUCGUACAUGCAGUUAUAGAUUUAAAUUCGGGCUUAUUAUUCAGUGCAACGACCCCGAUCUCUCCGUUUUGGCACCUAGAAUGACAACCUUUCGUACAUGCAGUUAUAGAUUUCAAUUCGGGCUUAUUAUUCAGUGCAACGACCCCGAUCUCUCCGUUUUGGCACCUAGAAUGACAACCUUUCGUACAUGCAGUUAUAGAUUUAAAUUCGGGCUUAUUAUUCAGUGCAACGACCCCGAUCUCUCCGUUUUGGCACCUAGAAUGACAACCUUUCGUACAUGCAGUUAUAGAUUUAAAUUCGGGCUUAUUAUUCAGUGCAACGACCCCGAUCUCUCCGUUUUGGCACCUAGAAUGACAACCUUUCGUACAUGCAGUUAUAGAUUUAAAUUCGGGCUUAUUAUUCAGUGCAACGACCCCGAUCUCUCCGUUUUGGCACCUAGAAUGACAACCUUUCGUACAUGCAGUUAUAGAUUUAAAUUCGGGCUUAUUAUUCAGUGCAACGACCCCGAUCUCUCCGUUUUGGCACCUAGAAUGACAACCUUUCGUACAUGCAGUUAUAGAUUUAAAUUCGGGCUUAUUAUUCAGUGCAACGACCCCUGAUCUCUCCGUUUUGGCACCUAGAAUGACAACCUUUCGUACAUGCAGUUAUAGAUUUAAAUUCGGGCUUAUUAUUCAGUGCAACGACCCCGAUCUCUCCGUUUUGGCACCUAGAAUGACAACCUUUCGUACAUGCAGUUAUAGAUUUAAAUUCGGGCUUAUUAUUCAGUGCAACGACCCCGAUCUCUCCGUUUUGGCACCUAGAAUGACAACCUUUCGUACAUGCAGUUAUAGAUUUCAAUUCGGGCUUAUUAUUCAGUGCAACGACCCCGAUCUCUCCGUUUUGGCACCUAGAAUGACAACCUUUCGUACAUGCAGUUAUAGAUUUAAAUUCGGGCUUAUUAUUCAGUGCAACGACCCCGAUCUCUCCGUUUUGGCACCUAGAAUGACAAACUUUCGUACAUGCAGUUAUAGAUUUAAAUUCGGGCUUAUUAUUCAG
Drosophila bipectinata is the source of this 1396-nucleotide messenger RNA. The record is from RefSeq and is a predicted model, not a curated record. NCBI's taxonomy places the organism in Eukaryota, Metazoa, Arthropoda, Insecta, Diptera, Drosophilidae.